Salvia splendens (bonfire salvia) is the source of this 633-nucleotide messenger RNA. Its product is annotated as MLP-like protein 34. The record is from RefSeq and is a predicted model, not a curated record. The transcript is spliced from 2 exons. Lineage: Eukaryota; Viridiplantae; Streptophyta; Magnoliopsida; Lamiales; Lamiaceae. Gene Ontology annotation, biological process: defense response. Bases 41 to 493 code for a protein of 150 amino acids.
GACAAUGAACAAUUAAAUAAUCUACAAUCUUGAGACACCAAUGGCUGGGCUACCAUGUAAGCUUGUGGCGCAGGUAGCGUUUAAGGCCGGAGGCGAUGUGUUUCAUCAUCUAAUGUCGAAGAAUCCAAAACACUUCGCCAAAGUCUGCCCUUCCAACAUCCAAGCUUGCGAGCUCCACCAAGGAGAGUUCGGAACUUGUGGCUCUGUUAUUCAAUGGAAAUACGUCCUUGAUGGGAAAGAGCAAAGAUCAAAACAAGUUAUAGAAGUAGAUGAUGAGAAGAAACAAGUAAUAUUCAAAGUGAUUGAAGGAGAUGUUUUGGAGCUUUACAAGAACAUGGUGAUAAGCUAUCAUGUUGAGACCAAAGGAGGCAUAGAUUUCGUAAUUCGGACUAUAGAGUAUGAGCUGCUUAAACCAGAUAAUCCACAUCCAGUGGGGCUCUUGAAUUUAGGUCUUGAAUUAUCUAAAGAAGUGGAAACUCAUAUUUUUGGAUAAAGUAAUAUCACCAAGUUAAUCAAUGUAAAGUGAAAGGAACAUCUUUUAAUAUGUGAUGCUAAAAUAAUACUAUGUGUGUGUGUAGUGAAUAAAGCAUUGGUGAAUGAAAUAAUGAGUGUUCUUGAGCUUUUUAUUGUUCA